AUGCCCCGCCUAUCGACCUCAUUGAUAAGAAAAGCCUCCAGAACACGGCCGUGCUUGCAUCUUUUGCUUCCAGAAUGUAGAAAUCUCGAGCAAGCGAAACUCGAGUAUAAUUGGCUCACCGAAGAGCUGCCUCCGGAGAAAUCCAUCCGCUGGGCAUGCUUGCAAAGGUACAAGCACGUCCCAUUACAGUACAUUUUGCGGUCACAACCAUUUGGACCCUUGGACAUUAUUUGUAGGCCAGGUGUCCUCAUACCAAGAUGGGAAACUGAGGAAUGGGUUAUGGAGUUAGCCACAACUAUAAAUAAUUCAACCCUAAUCAACCAUGCUAUCCCUCUGCAUAUUUGUGACACGUUUACAGGAACAGGGUGUAUUGCUCUUGCUUUAAGCCAUGGUAUACCGAAUUCAACUUUUACAGCCAUUGACGUGUCAAAAAAAGCAAUAAAUUUGGCCAAAGAAAAUAUGUUGAAGAACAGGGUGAGCAAAGGCAGACUGAUACGACGAGACAUCCUAUCUUCAAAUGCCGGUGAAGAAUAUCCAUUGCAUAUAGAUAUACUUACUGGGAAUCCUCCCUAUGUUCGAAGGUGUGAUUUUAAUAGAGAUGUGAAACCCUCUGUAAGGCUGUUCGAACCAAAACUAGCACUAGUGGGCGAGCUCGAAUGUUAUCAAGAUCUAGUAGAUCAUUGGUUGUCGAAGACUGACUCCUUCUUUUAUGAGAUUGGAGAUACUGACCAGUUCGAUUAUGUGGAAAGGCGUAUUAAGGACGAUUUCAAACUGCGUCAAAUCUGGUCCAUUGGCUUAAAAUAUGACUCCAAUGGCAAACCAAGGGUUGUCUAUGGGUUUAAAAACACUUCCAAAGGCGGUAUUCUGCUUCAAAUUCUUCCGUCUUUUGGGACUAUAAUGCAUUUAGCAACUGCACUCAAUAAGCAAGAGGCUUACUCGAAGCAAAAAUAA
Saccharomyces kudriavzevii IFO 1802 is the source of this 951-nucleotide messenger RNA. It is a transcript of the gene MTQ1, whose product is annotated as S-adenosylmethionine-dependent methyltransferase. The record is from RefSeq and is a predicted model, not a curated record. Gene Ontology annotation, molecular function: protein methyltransferase activity. Bases 1 to 951 code for a protein of 316 amino acids. Gene Ontology annotation, biological process: protein methylation. The transcript has a single exon. Gene Ontology annotation, cellular component: mitochondrion. Lineage: Eukaryota; Fungi; Ascomycota; Saccharomycetes; Saccharomycetales; Saccharomycetaceae.